Molecule: messenger RNA, 426 nt
Organism: Carica papaya (papaya)
Lineage: Eukaryota; Viridiplantae; Streptophyta; Magnoliopsida; Brassicales; Caricaceae
Source: RefSeq, a predicted model, not a curated record
AUGGAUGUUUUAGAUGUGAUCGUACUCAACAUCAAAUCGAAGAGUGUCCUAUCAACAAAGAACAGACCAGGCCAAGAACUCAAAGAAGUAUAUCCCCUUACCGAAAGAGAUGCUGAAGCCUCCCAAAAUGUGAUCCAAGUUAUGCUCACUAUCUUUAGCACCUUGGCUAAGGCUCAACGAUUACUUGAGAAGGGAUGUGUAUGGUAUUUGGCUUACGUAGUGAAGGAAUUUUCUGAUGUUUUCCCAGACGAUCUUCCAAGUUCACCUACAGAUGAGGAGAUCGAGUUCUUCAUUGACUUAAUUCCUCGUACAAGCCCUAUAUCUAAGGCUCCGUAUCAAAUGAUGAAAGCCAAAUUAGAGGAACUUAAGAAACAGUUGCAGGAAUUAUUGGAUAAGAGUUGCAUCAGACCAAGUGUAUCACCAUAG